CUGGCGCUCCCGGCCCUGUUCCCGGUGCUCCCAGCCCGUUCCCGUUCCGUUCCCGGUUUCUCCCCCUCGCUCCCGGUACACCCGAGGAUGCUGCGCCGCCGCGGAGCCUUCACGGUGCAGCCGCUCCGUGCUGACCCCGAUGGUCCCUGGGAGUCGGCCGAGAGCUGCAUCGUGCGCACCUCCGCCAGCGUUUACCGCCGGCUGCAGGAGAGCCCGCGGCAGCCCCGGCGGGGAAUGAGCACCCGGGGGGGACCCCCCAGCAGCCCCCCGGCCGCGGGGAGGCUCCUCAAGUCCGAGUCCGAGGAUUCCGGCGUGGAGAUGGCCAGCAACGAGCACUCGCCCUGCAGCCCGCUGGGCUCCGAGAGCCGCUUCUCCCUGGACGCUUUCCCGGGGGAGCAGCCCCCCGGAGAGGAGCAGCCCCCCGGAGAGGAGCAGCAGCCCCCCCGGAGCCGCUCGGCCAGCCGGAGGCUGCUGCAGGCAGCGCAGCGGAGCCGGAGGCAGCGCUGCCCGCGACAGCUCAGCCGGCGCAGCGCCAGCGCCGCCGACCUGGCCGAGCCCCCCCGGGACCCCGAGGUGGCGGAGGGGGCGGCGGAGGGGCCUCCUCGGGACCCCCGGGCCGUGCCCGAGGUGUCGGGGCAGGGGCUGCGCUACCUGGAGCACGUGUGCCAGAUGCUGGAGCGCCUGGCGCGGCUGCAGCAGGACAACCGCGCCCUCCGGCAGCAGGCGGCGGAGCCCGCACGGCCACCCUGCCCAGCCGGCAGCACCCGAGGCGGGAUUUGGGCACCUGGAGAGGUGAGGAGUUCCGGCAGCGCUCCUGCUCGACAGCCAGGCGCCAGCAGCCGAGCCCGGGCCGUGCCGGCGGUUGUGGGGACACUCGGUCAGCUCCCCCAGCCUGCUGGAGCCCGCCGAGGGCGGCGCGGCUGUCCCGGCACCGGACAAGGACGGGCGCUCGCACUGGGGCCGGGUGAAGGUGCUGCUCACCCGCCUGACCCGCCGCUCCCUGCGCGGCGGCCGCUGCAGGUAGGACGGGGGGGUCCCGCUCCCACCGCCACACCUGGAUGGAGGAAUGCGUCACACCUCACCCCAUGA
Messenger RNA from Camarhynchus parvulus, 1089 nucleotides. It is a transcript of the gene C22H8orf58, whose product is annotated as chromosome 22 C8orf58 homolog. The coding region runs from base 88 to 1089 and encodes 333 amino acids. Lineage: Eukaryota; Metazoa; Chordata; Aves; Passeriformes; Thraupidae. The record is from RefSeq and is a predicted model, not a curated record. The transcript has 5 exons.